CGGCCGGUUCGGCUGCGGUCACACUAGCAAUAAAAACCUUGCGAAGCGUAUGAAUUUUGAAAUUGCAAGCAAACAACAGGAAAAUCGUGCAGGAUGCAGCGCGAAAUAGCGCACAAUUUGUACAGCGGGGAGCAGCGCAGCAGUGAUGUGGCACCUGGACAGGUGAAAACAUUCGGGGAACUGCAUCUAAGCCGCGAAAUGAUGCGCGGACUGAAGCGCCACAAUUUUGUGACGCCAACGAAGAUUCAGGCGGCUGCCAUUCCCAUGGCACUGAGUAACAUUGAUCUGCUGGUUCAGUCCAAAAGUGGAACCGGCAAGACCCUUAUUUAUGUGAUUGCCGCCAUGCAGGGCUUCCAUCGCACCAUGACACGACCACAUGCCCUGAUUGUGGUGCCCACUCGUGAAUUGGCCAUCCAGGUGGAGGACACAUUCCGCUUCCUGUGCGAAUAUUAUCAGGACUUUAAGCCAACGUCCUUUAUAGGUGGCACCGAAGUGGCCAAAGACCGCAGGCGCAUAAUGAAGAGUCAGGUUAUUAUUGGAACACCAGGUCGGCUAUUGCAUCUCUAUGAAAAUCGCGUGCUGGAUGUCUCAAAACUCGGACUUCUUGUGCUCGACGAGGCCGAUCAGCUAUAUCAAACUAAGGGCCUUCAAGGAGCGGUCAAUCAACUCAUACAGGUCCUGCCCAAAACUCGUCAAACAAUCGCCUGCAGUGCCACUUACGAUCAGGAUUUAGAUGUGCGUCUGGCCAAGAUUAUGAAUCAGCCCAUGCUUAUAUCGAAUAGCGAAAGGGCCACAGUGCUCCUGGGCAUUCGUCAGUUUGUGUACGAGUUGCCUCCACAAAGAAACAGCGCGGAGGAGAUGCGUCUAAAACUGAAGAUUUUAGCCGAGAUCUUUAGCCAGUUGCCUUACGAACAGGCCGUGCUCUUUGCCAGCUCCCAAAUGCGAGCGGAUUCGUACAAAAACUACCUGACAGCCAGCGGUGUCGAGUGUCAUUUGAUCUCGGGAGCCAUGGCACAAUCGGAGCGUUUGAAUGUCUUCGAGGGCUAUAGAAACUUCACCAUGCGCACAUUGGUGGCCACUGAUUUAAUGGCCCGCGGUGUGGACUCGCCGCAUGCCAAUCUGGUCAUAAAUCUCGAUCCGCCACAGGAUCAUGUGACCUACUUGCAUCGCAUUGGACGUGCUGGGAGAUUUGGAUCGAAAGGCAUAGCCAUUACUUUUGUUGCCUCCCAGAAGCAGAGUCAGAAAUUCAAGCAAAUGUCCCACAAAAUCGCUACUGCUUGGUCUGUUCUAGAGUUCCCCAAGGAACCAGUGGGCAAGAACUUCAAUUUUUGGGAUUUCGAUAAGUACAAUUUUGAUUAUUUUAUAAAAGAGACAAAUCCACAAGAAGAAAUGCCUCUGAAGCAUACACAACCGGAUGUAAAAGGAAAGGAUGCCCCAAACAAGGAGAAAAAUCUGGACAAUUCGGAAGAUUCAACCACAAAACAAGCUGAGGCCUUAAAAAAUUCUGAAAAGGGGAACGAAUGUAUUAAGAAGCCUAACAACUUGGAGAAUGUUUCAGAUACAUCACUUGUUGUUUCCAAAACUAUACCAGAGGCAUUAGAAAACGUUGUUAUUUCCUGUGAUCAAUUGCAUGAAGCAGUUAAAGAUAAUAAGCAGAAAAUGUCCAAUGCUCAAAUUAAACAAAAUAAACUAGACUUGGAUAUCGCACCAGGUACUUCACAAAAAAAUAUGAAUCGUAACAUGAAAGAACUAAAAGAAGGAGAAACCUUAAACCACAAAGACUCUGCAAUGAAAAAGCAAGAAAAAGCCAAGCAGUCUAUUACCAAAAGCAAACUUUUUGUAGAUGCUGUAUCACAGAUUGAAAAGCAAACAUCUAAUACAGAAAAUCACGAAAUGCAACCAACACCAGUGAUCACAGUGAAUGAGUAUUACAUAGACAACUACAUUGAUGAAAGCAUGGAACCAACAGACGACAAGGAAAAUAAACCUAAUAAUGGAGCAGGCAUUGAACUUCAGACAAAGAAUACCUUAAACGCGGAAGAAUUGAUUUCCCCCGAACUGACAGCAACCCUAACACCACUUGACUUAACUCAGGAGCCAUCGCCAUCCACUGUGACGCCACCUGCACCACCAGUCAACUCGAUUAACAACAAGACCUACUGUCUGGCUGCUCCCACUCAGACCAGUUCGAUGACCAUACAGAACAUGGUUAUAUCAAACACGGUGGACGAUGCCAGUAGCAUUAGUUCGGAUAGCAUGGGAUGUGGCUAUCAAAGUGACAAAUCCUACGACACCAUCUAUACAACCAGUGAUGAGGAUUUAAUCUGGGAGAGAUUGCAGACUAAAAAGAAGCGUUGUUCAAAGAAAGGAAAGGGCAAACGCCGUAUGUUUAUCUGCAAACCACCACAGCUUAAAUCGAAUUUAUAUCUGAAAGAUACAGAUAAUCGUUAUUUGAAACAAAAGAUUUCCCCCGCAGAUAAAAAUCUAUCACUUUUGCCAGGUAUUAACCAAAAUUAUAUGCUCAAGAAAAUGAAAAAUCGUGAGAGCAUCUUAAAACGCAUUUACAACUACAGCAAGGAACAUAAGAUGGACAACGCUGAAGUUGCCAUCUUGAUGGAUAGUCUCUAUGACGCCAUGAUCGAACUGUACUACAGUAGAAAUGAGGACAAAAAGCUAAUAUCUGAGUCGCUGAAUGAGGAAUUAGUUUCCCUUGUAAAUAGCCCGAGUCAGGAGUCCAUAAUAUUGGAGAAGCCAACAGCGCAGAACACUAGUGUUCAUGUGACCCAUCAGAUGGACAUUCCACCUCUGCCACAAGCCAAUGAUGAAGUGGCCCCUGGAAGUGGAUCCGAAUCGGAGGCCUCCACGGAGACCAUCUUCAUCGAAGAUGAUGAGGACGAUGAGAGUGAUCAACCCAAUUCAUCGAGUGGUUUUGUGGAGAGCAACGAGAGUGCUUCGUCCGGGAUUGAUACAUCAGUUUACGAUACUAGUUCCACUGGCUCCUCGCUUGAGGAAUAUGAAUAUGAAUCGGAUGAGGAGAACUAUAGCGUUAAUAAUUCCUCAGAGGAAGAAUACGAUCAUGAGGGAGAAGAUUACGACUUGGAGUCCAUCGGAGAAGAACAGGACGACGAGGCUGUGAGUAACGUCAGCUUGGCUGGAACAAGCUCUGAGGGAUCUGCGGGAGAAAGCAGCAGCAGUGAAUCGGAUAAGUCGGAUGACGGUUCAGAUACCCUGACUGAUGGUAAUCCAUUGCACAACGUAACACACGAUGCCCAAUCUCAGUGGGUGCAGACUUUCAAUGCGCAGUACCAAUUCAUUGCCUCUUAUGUGGCCAGCCACAUUAAAAACUAUAACUAAAUUGCUAUGGAAGCAAAACUAGUCGAAGCUCAGGCAUUAUAAUUAAUUACUCAUUCGCAAACGAAACGGAUCAGUUCCAAGAGGCUGUAUCAGUCUCUCUCUUUCUCUCUUUACAUCCUUAUAUCUUAGCCUGUUAACACUUUUUCUUUCAUUUAAAUACUCUAUAUCAAUAUAGUUGAUACCAUGUUAUGGAUUUUGGAAUACAAUCGAGGAAUGUUUUAAAUGCAAACAAUAAAUGGCAGUCUUUGUUACCAAAAAGAAAUGAA
Messenger RNA from Drosophila gunungcola (fruit fly), 3620 nucleotides. RefSeq names its product probable ATP-dependent RNA helicase DDX20. Gene Ontology annotation, molecular function: ATP binding; nucleic acid binding; RNA helicase activity. The record is from RefSeq and is a predicted model, not a curated record. Lineage: Eukaryota; Metazoa; Arthropoda; Insecta; Diptera; Drosophilidae.